AUGGCUACCUCAUCCCUUGCAACCUGCACUGCGGUCGACAACACCUCCCCCCGCUGUACCUCAUCGCGGCAGGCCCAGACUCUAGUGAGGCCGUUGUAUGUUUCCACCUGGAGGGAGCCUCCUCGCGCCUACGACAGCUUCAAAAGGCUGCCUAGGCAAGACCAUCUGUACGUCGACCCGGCUGGCAAGUGCUUGUUCGACAAGAAGUAUGUAUACUAUGGCCAACGGGUCAACAAAACAGCAGCCGCCAAGUCUCUUAAGAAGAAGAAGGCGCAGAAGAAGGUUGAGAAGAGGUGCGAGGAACAGACAGAGCGGCAGGGCACCCUAAGCGCUGUCCAAUUCCAAGACAAGGCUCCAGUAGAUGGACCGGUGAUCAAACACGCUGAGCAGGAGGCGCAGCCUGCAGAGAAAAUUCGCAAUCUCCCCUAUGGUGAAUGGAGUCUCACGGUCUGGGGGUGUGUCGUCACAACUCCUGGACGCUCCAUCGCCAGACCAGACACCGAAGAGCCCCAGAUUGGCUCAGUUUCGAGCUUUGAGGAUGGGUUUCACACACGCCCCUCUAUCAGGCUGCCUGUCCCAGAUCACAUCAAGGGGAUCUUGGUUGACGACUGGGAGAACGUGACCAAAAACAACCAGCUCGUCCCGCUGCCUCACCCGCAUCCGGUCGAUCAGAUCAUCAAUGACUAUCUCGAGUACGAACGUCCGUCGCGCGACCCUGAGUCGCCGCACGUUGACAUUCUCGAGGAGACCAUGGCGGGUCUGAAGGAGUACUUUGAGAAGUCGCUUAGUCGCAUUCUCCUCUAUCGCUUUGAGCGCCCCCAGUACCACGAGAUCCGCAAGGAGUGGGAAAAGACUGGGGAGAAUGGACCCAAGUCUGUCUGCGACACGUAUGGCGCUGAGCAUCUCUGCCGUCUCAUCGUCUCCCUCCCUGAGCUCGUGGCUCAGACGACAAUGGAUCAGCAGUCCGUGAGCCGUCUGCGGGAGGAGAUCUCCAAGUUCACCGUCUGGCUUGGCAAGAAUGCUACCAAGUACUUUGUAAGCGAGUAUGAGACGCCUGCUCAAGAGUAUAUUGACCGCGCUCGCAACAUCUGA
Molecule: messenger RNA, 1092 nt
Organism: Verticillium nonalfalfae
Lineage: Eukaryota; Fungi; Ascomycota; Sordariomycetes; Glomerellales; Plectosphaerellaceae
Gene: EAF3
Product: Esa1p-associated factor
Exons: 3
Coding region: 1-1092 (363 amino acids)
Biological process (GO): regulation of DNA-templated transcription; chromatin organization
Cellular component (GO): nucleus; Rpd3S complex; NuA4 histone acetyltransferase complex
Source: RefSeq, a predicted model, not a curated record